AUGGCCUCAUUAGCUCUACACCAAACGCGCUCGUUAAUAUCUACGUUCAGAUCGUCAUGGGCGCAGCUGCCACUUGCUGCUUCUCUAGCUGCCAAUUUGGAGCUACGGCAAAAGUCAUUCAGUUGGGCUUUGCCAGGCUUGCAGUCCCUACUCGAACUGCUCCCUCCCAUCGUCCUCGCGGUUCCAAAGAGUAAAAUUUCUCAUUCGCGAAAGUCAAUGCGCAGUGCAAAUAAAGGACUUAAAGACAAACGGAAUAUCGUCAACUGUCCAGCUUGCGGAGAGCCUAAGCUCGCACAUCAUACAUGCAAAGCAUGCUAUUCUGCAAUAAUGAAGCGUUUUAGAAUGGAGACUAAGAGGCUGGCAACAGAGACGGCGAAACGCGUGAGCGGAGGGAGCUGGUCGGGGGCAAAGGCCCCGCUCAUGAUUGAGAGCCCGAAGGAUUCGUGA
Molecule: messenger RNA, 447 nt
Organism: Suillus bovinus
Lineage: Eukaryota; Fungi; Basidiomycota; Agaricomycetes; Boletales; Suillaceae
Exons: 2
Coding region: 1-447 (148 amino acids)
Biological process (GO): translation
Cellular component (GO): mitochondrial large ribosomal subunit
Molecular function (GO): structural constituent of ribosome
Source: RefSeq, a predicted model, not a curated record